Messenger RNA from Malaclemys terrapin pileata, 5401 nucleotides. RefSeq names its product post-GPI attachment to proteins 6 (gene PGAP6). The coding region runs from base 129 to 2462 and encodes 777 amino acids. Gene Ontology annotation, cellular component: plasma membrane. The record is from RefSeq and is a predicted model, not a curated record. NCBI's taxonomy places the organism in Eukaryota, Metazoa, Chordata, Testudines, Emydidae. The transcript has 13 exons.
GCCGGGCCAAGCCGCGGAAGCCGGGGCGGGACUCGGCUGCCAGGGAGCCGCAGGGGCGGUGAUGGGGUCCCGCGGCGGGAGGAGUCCGCGGCCCCGGGCGGCGAUGCCAGGAUAGCGCAGCUGGUGCCAUGGUGCGGGCAGCGGCCCCAGCGCUCGGGCUCCUCCUCCUGCGGCUGCUGCAGCUUCUCUCGCUCCCCGCCGCCCGCAGCAGCGGGCCCGGCGGCCCCGGCGACCUCCUGUACAUCUCUGAGUAUUUUUCUCAGAGUGCCCAGAAGCUGUCCUUCUACAGCUGGUAUGGGAACACCAAACUCUUCCGCUUCCAGGUGCCGGAGGACACGGUACUGCUGCGCUUUCUCCUGCAGGCGUCCAAGGGAAAAGGACCUGAGUGCACCAGUAUGGAGAUCACCAUCUACUUCCGUUACGGAGCCCCUCCCGUUAUUAACCCACUGGGCACUCGGUUUCCCUCAAAUGCAACUGUCCGCCCAUCCUACAACCUAACCAUGACUCUAAGCAUCACUCUGCAGAACAGUAUCUUUGUGAACAUCACCAACCCAGCUGCCGGAGACUGGUUCAUCGCUGCACACCUGCCUCAGGCUGCAGGCAAGAUCGAAGUGAAGGGUUUCUCCAUUCCAUGCGCCUAUAUAUUCCAGCCGGACAUGUUUGUGCUGAGACUUGUUGAUGUCCCUGUCCUGCAGCCGGACACUCCCCUGCAGCAAACCAUUGCCUCUCCUGCUAGGCCACUGCAUGUCAAGAUCUUCAUCCCUGAGUACACUGCCACGAUGCAGUUCACACUGCGGAGCUGUGUGGUGAACAGCACAAAGGCUUGUGCCAUCCGGGUCAUGCUGGGCUCCAUCAUGCUGCCACAGUCCUUCCAGAAAACCCUCAGCUGCAAGGGGACAGCGGAUUGCAGCCUGGUCCUCCAUUCGCCCCCAUGGGAGAAGUGGCUGCAGAUCAUGGCAGAGAAUCUGGACACCACCAACUCCAGCAUCUCCUUUGAGAUGAUUGCCUCCUUCACAGCUUGCAAGCCGGGGAGCACCAAUUUAUUCCUUAACUUCUACAACAGCCUGAAUCAGAGCCAGAGCACUCCAGCCCUGGGCGGGGGUCGCAAUGCCAGCACCCUGGGAAUGUUGGGGAACACCACUCUACUCGCAGUGGGUGCUGCAAACAAUGCAUCCAACCCAGGGACCUUCUGCGUCCAGAAUCAGCCCGUCAUCCGUGAGGACCUGGACGUUGCCUCUGUGAGGUUCAGAGUUAUAAAUGGGCCCAGCAUUCCUGUCCACACUGAAUUCCCCACGCUUCUCCUCUUCAACUUGAAUACUGGCAUGGACAGUGGAGGCACCCUGGUGGUGAACCUGCUGCUGAACGAGACUUCCCUGAGCAUAGGCAAUGCUAGUGUGUUCGCGUGCAUGAGUGCUGCCUCUCCAGUGCUGACCCUCAAUACCACACAGAACUGCAGCACAGCUUUUUUCCAGGGCUACCCUCUGAACGUGACUGGGUCCUCCACAGAAGCAACGCUGAUUAUUCCCUACCCAGAGACUGACAACUGGUUCCUUUCCCUGCAGCUCAUCUGCCCAUGGGGCCAGGGAGAAUGUAACAAAGCGAAAGCCAAAGUGACCGUCUCCACAUACCUCGCCCCCUGCUUUGACGACUGUGGAACAUAUGGACAGUGCAGUCUUCUGAGAAGACAUGGCUACCUCUACGCCGGCUGCAGCUGUAAAGCUGGUUGGGGUGGAUGGAGCUGCACUGAUAACACUAAAGCCCAGUCUGUCGGCUCACAGAAUCUGGCCACCCUUCUUCUCACGCUCAGUAACCUCAUGUUCCUGCCAGCCAUUGCAGUUGCUCUGUAUCGCUACUACCUGGUGGAAGCCUCUGUUUACACCUACACCAUGUUCUUCUCCACGUUCUACCAUGCGUGUGACCAGCCAGGAGUUGCUGUGAUGUGCAUCAUGGAUUACGACACUCUGCAGUACUGCGACUUCCUGGGCUCCGUAGUCGCCAUUUGGGUGACGAUCCUGUGUAUGGCCCGAGUGAAGAAAAUCUUAAAAUAUGUUCUCUUUGUGCUGGGGACCCUGUUAAUUGCCAUGUCCCUGCAGCUGGACCGCAGAGGGAUUUGGAACAUGAUGGGCCCCUGUCUUUUUGCUCUCAUCAUCAUGAUCAUGGCAUGGGUUUACCACGGAGUGAAGCGCCGCCAUUGCUACCCCACCUCAUGGAAGCGCUGGGUUUUCUACCUCAUUCCAGGGAUCACCUUGGCUUUCGUCGCCAUCUCAGUGUAUGCAUUCAUGGAAACCAGUGACAACUACUACUACACGCACAGCAUCUGGCACAUCCUGGUGGCCAGCAGCGUGGCUUUCCUACUCCCGCCUUGUGAUAAGCAUAAGAAUCCCUGGGCCUGGUCACAGAAGCUCAUCUGUCGCUAUCAGAUAUGCAAAAAUGACCGUGAGGAGCUUUAUGCAGUGACCUGAGUUGGGCUGGCAUGCAGGGCCACAGGCCAGUGGGAUGGAGGACUUGCUUGGGCCCCCCUUCUCCAGACGAGUGAGAACUGCCACCUGUGCAUGCUCAGAACUCAGUAGUGUUUUUGCUGGCUAGCCAGGGCAGCACAAUGGCAGGAGCAGGUUUGACUGCAGAUGCUGGGCCUCUGCCUUUGGGGAAAAUGGGGACAAGGAGUCCCCGCACCCCUCCACGGGAUAGGGAGAGGCUUCUAAUAUGUUUUAUAAAGAAAGGAAUAGCCUGCAUCCACGUGCCACCAAAAAGCCGAGAGCUCCAUUCCUUCCAGCCAUGGCAGCUGGUCUGGGGCUCGCUGUUACCUACCAUAGUGAGGUCUCUGGCACCAGAGCUCCUCUCUAGAUGCCAACUCCUCGCAGAGGGCUCCAGGAUGGUGCCUGGCUUUGUUUCCACUAGGAGUUCCUGUGAUCUCACCUCCCUUUGCCAUGGAAAGGGCAACUACCCCAGCUGUGUAUUAGCUGGAGCCGGUGGCCUCCUUCAGCAAGGCAUGUCUGUCUCAUCUUGGCGUUACUGGGGAGCUGCAGGGGUGCGGUGGGCUGCCCAUCCCAAAGCAAAACUAUGGAAAUAGAGGCACACUGUGCCCAUAUAUUCUAGAAUUAGCUGCCCCUUUGCCCAUCUCCAUAAUAUGCUCAAGGGUUUGAGUCCUUCACAUCCAGCUUUGCAUUGGGGGAAUAAUAACUGACGUGGAAAUUCUGCCACUGAAACAAGAACCAAACCCCAGAUCAGGCUACUGUUUUCACUCCUGUUUCUAUCAAGUGUCAGGUCGGCAGCUGCUGGAGUUUGUUUAAAUGCCUUGGCGGCUAUAGCAUCCACAGCUGAGAUCAUGUCCAGGGCCGUCCUUACCCAUACGCAAAGUACGCAGCUGUGUAGGGCACCAGGAAAUUUCCUGGUGCCCUGUGCAGCUGCGUGCUACUCUAGCCCCUGCUCCAGCUCUUCCGCAUGGCCCCUUCCCUGCCCCAGCCCCGGCUCUUCCCGGCCCCAGCCCCACUCCCCUGAGGACUCUAGAAGCAGUCAGGCCUGCACCCACCGGUAAGUAGAGCAACCCGGCCCCAGCCUGCUCCGCUCCCCUGGCUCCCAGCCGCGCUGCCGGCGAGUGCUGGGGGGCAGUUCCCCCCUCCUCCCAAGGCUGGGAGCCAGGGGAGCAGAGCAGGCUGGGGCCAGGUCACUCCACUUCCCGCAGAAGGUGGCCAACCCCACUCUCCUCCCCCACAGCGGCCUAGGGCCCCACACAGCCCUCCUCCCCCCCUCCCACGAGCACCAAAAUAGCUAGGGGCAGCCCUGAUCAUGCCGAUGUCAAAGUGCAUGUACCAACCAGGGGAUCAGACACCUCAGCAAACUAAACUGCAGGGGCAAAAUUGCAACUGCAACUAUUUGUGUGCAAUUUGUGUCAAGCAAAAGGAGGCCAGUGCCUGAACAUCUGGCCUGGUGGAUGUUAAACGUAUGUGACUUCUGGCUUUUCCCUCAGGGUGCUGACUAUUUCAUACUUAGGUCUGAUGUGAGUAGAGUGUUGUAUAUUUCCUGUAUACGAUAUGGAGUCUGACUGCUAUUUGACAUCAAGGAUCCUUCCUUCACGAUGAUCAGCUGCAGAGGAAGACAGCGAAGACUCUGUUUAAAACAUGCGGUUGGGAGAAGGGAAGAGAGUAAGAGCUGUUAAUUAAGGGCCCUUUCUCUGGGUAAGAUUAUUUGGCUUUUGAAAAAUAGCCCAGCAUUUUGCCAGCUGCUUACAGUCUCAAACUUUACCCUUCUCUAGCAACUAAUCCAGUCACCAGCUAACUUAAAGUUCCAACAAACACUCUUCAGGGGACCUGGGCUGGAUUUGGUGCAGGUAAAUCUGGGGAAGACCUGCAAGCUGAGUUGAUCUGCAUCUUGCUCCUGGAGUAGAGGCAGCAACGAGAACUUCACAUUGGUUGCCAUAUUUCUUUACAAAUUAAUUUUUUUGAAACAGACAUACAGAUGAGCGAAUAACACUCAUUGUACCUAGAUGAAAAAGCCACUGAUGAAAGGGGAAAAAAUGGUUAUGGCUAUUGCAGGUUGUUUAGAAACACUUGUAUCUCUUCACUCCAUGCUACAGGUAAUGUGAAUUUGUAUGGAAGAUGCUGAGUGGUAACACUAAGUGUUGUGGUAGUCUGACUUUUUAGUUGUUCCAAGCAACAUGAAGUCAGGAUUUUAUAUUGAGAUGAUAUGUCCCAAAUCCACCGGCCUUUGUUAUUCUGCUAUAGGCUUGGGUCUCUGUCUUAUUGUUCCUUUCCCUUCCUGUAGCAAGGCUCUCGUUAGUAAUUUUGUACCUCGUUGGAGCAGGAUUUCAAACACUCUGGGAUUCCUAUAACUUAAUCACCAGUUUUUAGCACUUUUCCUUCAGUUGUUACUAAUUAGUUGUAAGCUGAGCACUUGGCCUUAGUGGAUUGUAAUAAAUUGUUUGCAACUCUUUCAUACAUAGAAUGCUGCAUUUGCAGCUGGGAUGCUGCAUAUUAACUAGAUGGAGCAAUAAUACUCUAAUUUAUGCCUUUUUAAUAUAGUUUUCAAUGCUGUGAAGCACAUUGAGCUUUGGGAUGGGUGAGGGGGGUAAAUCCCUGUAAUUUUUUUGUUACUCUUAUUCCUCUUCAUCCCCAACACUAUGAUUGGAAAGAAUUAUCUUGCAUAAUUUUACUGGGAGAAAUAAAUAUUUUGUCAAUUACCUCGGGUAGAAUUUGAGCAGAUGCCAAUAUUUAAAUACUUGAUUUUUUUGCUGUAAUAUUUGUGGUUUAAUUUUAUUUUAUAUAGUGAAUUUUAAAGCUUCGUGUUUUUAUAAUUUAAUAAAUGUAAUUGUACUUGAAAUCGUCCAAUCUGCAAUAGCACUUUCUGGAAUGGGAUUUUAUAUUUGUAUGUCUAAGGCAAGAAAUCAAAUAAAAAGUAAAACAAA